Spirometra erinaceieuropaei is the source of this 30823-nucleotide messenger RNA. NCBI's taxonomy places the organism in Eukaryota, Metazoa, Platyhelminthes, Cestoda, Diphyllobothriidea, Diphyllobothriidae. The record is from the annotation of a GenBank genome assembly.
AUGGUGGUGGUGGUGGGUACAGGAGUCGCCGUAGCGGAUGUUGAGGCAGUGGAGGAGGAGGAGGAGGAGGAGGAGGAAGAAGAAGAAGAAGAGGAGGAGGAGGAGGAGGAGGAGGAGGAGGAGGAUUGUGGUGGGGGUUCGGGAAUACAGUCAAUGUUAGUCAUCGGUUUGGAGGAUGAGGCAGAGUUGGACGAGGAUAGAGCAGCUGAUGCUGCAAUCGGUAACAAGAUGUCCUACAAGACCGGCUGGUGCCCGGAACGUCCGCUGACAGCGUAGGCAGAUCGUAGGUGGUUGAGCGCUGGCGUUGCGAGGUGGGCGCAGUUGGGAUUUGCGUGUCAAGCGUUUGGCUUUGGCGGCGUUAAAAUGCAGCAACAUACAACGUUUGGGGUUGCCCGUAGUUCGAAAACCAGAAUAUGUGUUAUGACCGAAUCUUCUCCUGGCCAAAAAAUUCUUCCUCUGCAAUGGAGAGCCAACAGUCCACCAAACGAAUUCCUUUCAGCUGCGUUUUUCGCGGGGUAUUGCAAAUGCUCGUGUACGCGUUUUCCUUCCGUGGACACCGACACCCUAACAACGCAGGACAUGCCGGGAAGACGUUCCUCCAAUCACCUGACGCUUUGACAAACGAUUUCACAAGCUGACUCCCAUCUUCCGCGAGGUACUGCGAAUUCAUCUUAACAGAGUUUUGCCCAACCUAUCUAAAAAUGGCGUUGUCAUUUGCAGACUUUGAGGAAUUUCCCUACCGCAAGUUCACAGAAAGACAAGGUCUGUUCCCAAUCUUGAGAGGUAUUUAAAUCUGAGAACAAGUAUGACGUGUGUUUUAGUCCUUAAUAGUGACGAGCGCUGUGAAAUUUCUUGCAUCUUCGGUAAUUCCAACAGUCCCAUCCACAAGUUUAAUCGGUUUCCUUUCACCAUGACCUAGUCGAGCUGUUUUAUGUUUACAGGUUGAAGUCAAGAGCUCAGACGGAUAAUCGAUGCAUGGAACAAGAAAUGUAUCCCACUGGUAGCUAGGAUUCACUCUCGAAUCCACCACCAUCGACGCCAUCGUAUGGGUGAGGAGAAGUGCAGAGGCUUCCGUGGACGCGAUACCAAGCGUUAGUUGAAAUCUUCAGUCCCCGCAUUAGUUUGAAAUAUUCACAUCUGAUGCACGAUUGAUCUGUCACUCAUACCUGCACACCAGCUAAAGGCUGUACUCCCUCAGUUGCGCUAUUUCAAUGAAGUGUUAAUUACUAAUCUUCUAGUAACCUACGUAGCCGCCUCGAUGACGUGUUCCGCAAGUUCAUCUGGCUCGGUAAAGCCAUUGGUGUAUGGAAGAGGUAGAGACUGCACUUAGGUUUCCAUCCUUGCAAUAAUCAACACGUUGGUCACUACAAUUCAUGUGAAGCACGUGAAUAUACAUGAAAUGUCAACCGAAAUUCCGAAAUGCGUUUUCGUUUCCAAAGCAUUACUUAAGUAGGGUUGUAAAACUAGUCAACCUGCAACAUAAUUCCAUAAUAUUUCAGUUACGCCAAGAUGUCGGCUUUCGAAUGAACUUCCUUCUGGCUGCAAUCAAAAAAUCACACUCUGUAAAAACUGACUACAUAGUAAGCAUGAAUUUUUCUCACUGAUUUUCGAUGCCCUUAAAAGGUCAAUAAUAUUUCAUGGAAAACAUUCAUAAAAAUAUUCAUUUUUUGUUCCUUUGGUACAAAAUUGAUUCUUCUUCCACUCUUAUUCUCGAAGGAAGGGCAUAAUUCGGUUUUCGAAAACUUUUCCUUUUCCCGAAUAAUUUCUAACUCGCUCUGCCGCCACACUUUUACUCAGGGUUUCCAAACUACACGCCGUAUAUUUUCCGCAUACGGAAAACCACACAUUUCUCCACGGCAAUAAAGGGGCACCAUAUAGGGCUCAUAAAAUUUGGCAGUGGAUUUGAUCCAUAUUGUUAACUUUACAAGCAACGUUGGUAAAUGCAGAAACAUGAAGUUUUAUGAAAGGACAUUUCAUGGUCUUUAAAAGUCCCACAAUUAGAACCUUUUUAAAACCGAAUUAUGUCCCUCCUUUGAGUAUAAAAUUGGAAGAAGACAUAAUUAUCUACCGAACGAGGGAAUUAAUUAAUACUUUUAUGCAUGUUUUCCGUGAAAUAUAAUUGAACUUUUAGCGGUAUCGGAAAUCAGUGAGAAAAAUGCAUGCUUACUAUGUAGUCAGUUUUUACAGAGUGCGAUUUUUGAAUGCAGCCGGAAGAAAGUUCAUUCGAAAGUCGACAUCUUGGCGUAACUGAAAUAUUAUGGAAUUAUGUUGCAGAAUGACUAGUUUUGCAGCCCCAACUAAUUGAUCUUUUUGAAACGAAGACGCAUUUCGGAAUUUCGGUUGACAUUUCAUGAGUCAACCCACCUACUGUAUCAAAGUCCGUUUGGAUGGUCGCCAACUGGCGGAUUAACCCGAUCCUCCAAUAGACUCAACGUCAGACCACACUGGCUCCUCCAUAGUAGAGCUUUCAUUGGAUCCUCCCCCAUGUGGGGUCCGAAUUGUCCUUGUUGGAGACUUUUGCAUGUACUGGGGAGCAUGAAUUGCGUGGAUUGCGUAGACGCAUUUUUUUGGUUUUGUCAAGUACUGCGACUGCGUUCCCUUCCCGGUCGUCCUGGCAUUUUAUUUGCUUUCGGAAAAAGGUGAGCGGAACGACAGAUGCUGUUCAAGCCCACCUCGCUAUAAACGAAUUCAUACGCACGUCACCUGUGCUGCGCGGAAGCCUUGCGGUAGACGAUGUACGUCAUCGACUGCGACGGUCAACCUGUCGUCGUCGUCGUCGUCGUCCUCGCCACCGGUUAAUCUCGUCGCUCUAGACUUUUCAUCUGUUAUGACCCUCAGGAUGUUGUCGUCUCCAUUUUGGCGCAUCAAGAGGACACUACCACUGCUAUGCAAGUUAGGCCAACCCACUGGCUGUAUGGGCUUUAAAUGGUGGUGUCUGACCGUUCCCUGCAUUUACUUUAUUAUAACUCACUUUCCUUACCUCUCACAUACAAGUCGACGAUUUCUAUGUUCGACCACAACUGACCCUGAAAUUUACGAUUAUUUUCUUUCGGUCACCACAAAACAAUUUUCGCCUCUAGAGUAAUUUUGACGUGGAAUAAGACUACAGUUAUCAGACAAACAGAAACAAGGUCAACUCGCCAAUCCCGGCAGGUGGUUAAAUCUGAGAAGAAGUUUUAGUCUUUAAGACUGACAAGGGCGAUAAAUCUUUUGCAUCUUUGGUUCAUCUAAGUGUUGACUCUUUUAUCCUUCACCUUCACUUGACAGAGCAGUUUUAAUUCGACGGGAUGAGGCAAACUACUGAGAAGGGUCUCUUCUGAUUGGAACAGGAAUUUCGUUCAACUGACAUAUCUGGUUUUCUUUCGAAUCCACCACCAGAGACAACAUCAGAUACAAUUGUAUAGCGUGACGUGACUGCGUAAGCUAACAUCUACUAAAGUUACCAGCCAACGUAUCUGCUGCAAAUGUCCUUAUCUGAUGCGAAGACAGACUUGCCACCCAAAUCCGGGUCAUUAGCGGCUACGAUUUCGCUCUUAGUUUUAGCGACUGACAUGAGGGUGAUCCGGCAGUCUGGUUCACAAGAACUGCCACCUGUCGCUCACUCUGAUUUCGGUUCAAGGGUUGAUCCGAGAUGUCGUGCGAAUUGCAUUUUUGGUCAGAUGUGGUUAUGUAGCCCCAGUUGAAGUAAACGAACCCCGGCCGCCUGUAAUACAGAACCGGUGGUAAUAGAGGUGGGGAACGGGGAACGAACGCACAGGCGACGAGGUCAUGUAAUUGUAUGCAAAAGAAAAGCUUUUGGGAAUGUGCAUUUGUACUUUGAGUGGUUGGUAAAUAGUUGCCCUAACCUCCAAUCCUGACCUCUAACCCUAACUCUUACCACCUAACCAUAACCCCUAUCCCUAACCUCUAACCCCAGCAAUACUGUGUCCAUCAGGUGGACCUACAUAACCACAUCUUACCGAAUUUUUAUUCCAAUGAUUGAGCUUCGCCCACGUCAGUUGGCUCCCGCAGUUCAUCUAUGGCUACUUUUCGUCGGAAAUACUACAGAGUACAACACUAUUAUGUCAAUAUUUGCCUAGAAGGCGACGCGAAGGAACUACAAAGAUUUCUGAGUGUAAUUCAGGAACAAUGCCACGCAUCCGCGAUACCCGAGAAAAUAGGGCGUAAAGGACAAUAAAAUCGUGAAAAGGCAGAUAUACUGGACUGAAGGACUUUCUACGUGCAUACGAAGGGCAGAGCAGUACAGAUGGGUAUGAAUAAAGUGGAGGUUCAUUUGCGGCGACCCGUAAGGUCCCCUCGCUUGUGCACUCGUUUCGCCGUCCAGUAGAUAGGAAACAGGACUGCCUGAGCAACACCGCUUACAGUAAAUUUCUCUGAUCUCGUUUCUGAGUCAAAGAGAACCGGGGUACUCGAGACCCUGAAUGGUAUGUCGGACAGAACAGAGAUGCCGUGUGACGAUUAAACAGUUACAGGUAACAACACUUGCACUGUACAAGUGGAACUGGGAGCUUGGAGUACAUGUGGGUAUGAUAGAGAUGAGUUCAGGAAGUUGAUGGUUUCUGAGGUAAAAAAACACUCAAGCACAGGAGAGCGUUGCACAUUUAAUUAUGUGGCCCUAUUAAAUGAAUAGGACCUGCUGUAUGAAGCGAAACCACUAAAAAUAUAGCCAUGACUGACGCUUGGAUGUGCAUACAGUCCUUUACCCAGAUCAUUAAAUUUGCGGAAAUUUACGAAUGAUUGCCAAUCACUCGCAAACCGACACAAUUUCAUGAGUCCGAUGUCUAUGAUAUUUGAGUACAAGUUUAAAGGAAUUAAAAACAUAAAAGAAAUAUUAAAGGCAGUGUUGCCUUGUUUAUAAAUGCCGAGAUUUUUAGAAAGACGCAAUAUUCAGAAAACGUCAGAAAUGGCCCUGAUUUAGUAAACUUCGUUUUUAGAUGUAUAGAAUGUAUUUGCUUACCAAACACGUAGUAAAUAUGAAAGUAAAAAUAAAACAACGUCUAAUAAUAAUAUUUUAGUUAGGUUUUCAUCUAAAUAUCGUAUAAUAAUUAGUGAGACUUCAUAUAUGACCUUUUGGCAACUGCCUACCUUCCGAGUGUAAUUUCCAAAAAUCAAAUACCGUCUAAUAGUAAUGUUUCAGUGAAGUUUUCAUCUAAAUAUCGUAUAAUAAUUAGUGCCAUUUCAUAUAUGACGGUUUGUCAACUGCCUGCAUUCUUAGUGUACAUUCAAAAGAAGUUUUCCAGCGAUUCGUGUUAUCCUUAAAUUUUUUGAGUUAUAUGAGAUCUGUUUUAACGAGGAAAAAUGGAGUGUGCUUGAUUUCACCGAUGGGGACCUUGUAGGAACAAACGUUUUCAUAAGGUGACAUGCAUUCAGGCCGAUCGGUGCCUAAUAAAUUUAAGUAGAACUGACAGACGUGAUCGUCAACAUACUAUUUUGCGUUUUUAGAGAGAAUACUUAUUCCGUUAACUUAAUUUACACUUUUCAUUCGUUUUAGAUUACGUUAAGUGUCAGAUUGGCCUCGAAUUUUUAAUGAAUGCUUCAUGAUUUUCAAUGUUUUCACCCGAUCUUCCAUAAACACAGAUUCUGAACUACCUGUCCGUUAAGAACUUUAAAAUACGGUUAUUCUUGAAGGCAUUUACCGAAUUAGUGAGUGUUCGGGCGCUCCUUUUCACGAAGAUGGUCGUUUGGUCACUCGUGAAGACUCAUUCAAACAUAAAACUUCAUUUUCAAAAAAAAUGGCUGUCCUCAACGAAAGUCAGCAACGAAUAAACCUUCGAUCAAUAAUAAAACUUUCCUUAAUCAGUUACGUCUUUACGAAGUACUUUAUUUCUGCGCUCCGUUUACGCAUCUCUGUGUAACUUGCAUUUUUUCACGGUGAGGUCAAGCAAAAAUUUGACACUUUGGUUACUAAACAAUACCAAUAUUUUUCUACCAUAAACGUACAAAAAAUGCUCUCAAUAUUGAGACCAUUUCCACUGUUUUUACUCGCUUUUAAACCCCGUUAUUCAGUUAUGAAUGCACGGCAGAGCGCCCAUAUAAAUGUUAAUACUUUGCUGAAAAUAUUAAUGUUUUGUUCGUUCUGUUUCUGUAUAAGUUGUGCACAGAAACUAAACUAUAUGAAAAGUAGUGUUUCAUAUGCUCAGAACUGGAAAUUACCAUUUGGUGGUAGUUGUUUUUGUGACAUAAGUUAGCAUUUUCCUAUUGACAAAAAAAUUUCAGCCCACUUAAACGAAGGAAUCCCUAUCUGCGUUAUUACUGCUCUUUAGGGCACCAAAUCGCACAGGUCUGCCAAUUCGACUUGUAGGAAUUUAUAACACCUCCGGUUUUGUUAAAAUAACCUUUACGUUUGCAAGUUGAUUACUGCUGUUAGCAUUGGACAUAAAAUUAGUUUUCAAGUCCUGCUAAAUCUGUUUAUUAAAACCCUCUCGGGUAAAUUACUAUCCUUUCAUUGAAAACAUCACUCGGAUGCUUAACCGGAGUCUAGGACAAGUAUUAGCAUAGGAAAUUGCACGAAUAUAUUCUGACGUUCAUUUUCGCUAAAUUUUACUGAUAUUUUAUUUGAUAUAAUUGCGUAAGCUUACUCCCUGCAUGAGAAAAGGACAUUCUAUUGAUGGAAGGGGAUGAGCGAACAAUAUGUGCAACGUUAAAGACGUCAUAAAUUAUUGUAUCAGUGUCCGUCAUCAGAUUUCAUAAGAUUGAUCACGUACUGUACAUACUGCGGAGGUUUGUGGGAUCUCAAACAGUCCAGCGUCUUUAUUGGAAUUCAGACGCAACUGGCGAGCUAACGCAAAGCUACACUGAGUGGCCGAUCUCAGAAAAUGUUAGCCCUUUCGUUUUUAAAAACAUUUCUGAUUUCGAGAUUUUUGAGGCCGUUCAAUGUCCAUUCAUACAGUAUUGUAGCUGUCCGUUUAUAAGUGUUCCUCAUAAAAUGUACAACGUAGUCCACAUCCACUGGAAAAUUGCAUGAACUAUAUACGGUAUCUUCUUAAAGCCAUUAAGGAGUAUAUGGUUCGUCUAACGCGGAAAGUAUGCAUCCCGUAACUGAAGUCGCUAAAUGCUAAUGCAACAGCUGAUUUGGCUCAGAAUUAUUCGGGAAAUGAACAAGUGUUUCAAGACCUAUAUAUAUACCCUUUCUUCAAACAUAAAAUGGGAAGAAGACGUGAUCUGCUAUCAGAUUGGUAGUAGAAAAAAUAUUCUUUAUAUUUUUUCUAUAAGAUACAGUGCUCUAUAUAAGGCCAUCGAAAAUCGAUGUGAAAAAAAGCAUACUCUAUAAUUAGUCAUUUUUUCCGAGUGGAUUUUUUACAGGAGGCCCGGAGAGCGAAUAUUCUGACGAGUCCGAAAUAUCAUGGGAUUAUCCCGCGUAAUAAUUAAUAUUGUAACCUCGCCUAUGUAAUUUAUCCAACUCGAAAACACAUCUCAGAAUUUCAGCUAGCAUUUUAUGGAAUGGGUCACUCGCUGUAUAUAUACAAGUCCGAGUGUUUAUUUAGUCCGUUCAUCUCUGUUUAACCCUUCUUUGGAACCGCAAACUGUUUACCUGCCCAAAAAGAAAUCACACAGCACUCGUGUCUCACCGCCUGUCCGAGACCCCUACCAUCCUGCUGGCGCCGGUGGGAGGCAUCGAGUAUCCUUUUCAAGGUCAUACAACAAGACGCCUCAGAAAGUCCCCCAAGCCUACUGCUUUUUAAACAGGCUCCCACUGCCGAGUUCAGCAGAUCGUAUUGUCAGCUGCAGAUCCUUGUAACUGCUGGCAGUCCGUACAUGCACUUUAUGUCAAUGGCAAGGUGUCUUCAAGUGGAUUUAUAAGUGGACGGAGGUCGGCAGGUAUAUCGACAGAAUCCAUAUUCGCCUACACCAAAGGGGGGAGAAUCGCAUUCAUAUGUACCUAGGCAGAAGAAAAUAUGCAUCAUCUGGACGUAAUACACCCAGAAACCACAUCAUCAUCAUCACAUUCUCCACCAUCUCCUCGCACAUCAGCAUCACCCACCACGAGCAUCCAAUUGACACCUCCUGCGCGUCUCGACUCGGUCUACUUGUGACUCACGUUGCAUGGAGGACUCGGACCUAAGAUUAUCUCGGCGCGUUAAGCGUCCGCAUGCAGGGCGGCACCUCGUUGGUUCAGAAAAAGCAAGUAGAGCCGACUACUUCGAAGCCGGAAACAUCUACAACUGUUAAACUGUGUGGAUCAGUUCGAAACUAGUCGGUGGAUAGAUGGCCCCAUAAGCAAACUUAGUUAUCUUUUUGUCAAAACGCCUGAUAAUAUUCUGUAAAUUAUUUGCAAUUAACAGAAUAUUCAUGCGCGUAUCAGACGGAAUUAUGAACGACGGAGGACCUUCAUAGACACCUCGCAGUUUGUCCUGACAGAUAGACAAACAGGAAUGUCCUGAUUGCGCCAAACAGUAGGGGCGUAUACUACGACCAUGGAUCGUUGUCUUUGAAUGACUGAUGUAUUCAGGCUUUGCCAUUCACAGCUGUCGCACUUGUAGACAUUUGUAAGGAAUGUUAGCCGAGACCGUGGUUUAGAGCCCAGAAUGAUGUCCUGGUGGCAUAUUGACCUUUUGAGUAGAUAGCGCGUAUUUUCGCUAUUUUUACAUUCAACCUCAUCUGACAGGACACUCACACCUGUCAUUUUUAGAGGAGCCGCCCUCUACCUAGCUCAGCUGUUCGUGUAGGCGACGAGAAUGCCUGAGGCAGGUAGGGGGUGUUCACCGUCGAUACAAGCGCACUUACCUAUCUUCUUACCAAAAGAUCUCAGAAUAUGCCAAUGGGUACUCGUAAUUAACAAAAUACUCAAGCGCCCUUGUCUGUGCCUCGAAGCACUUGCGAAGUCGGAGACUCGAUCCUUUGUUCAUGGACACUGGAGGCAAUCAUCAGGCGCCAUUGAACGAGGUCGAAAUGGCUGUAGUCAUGACAAGAGACGCCAACGCAUCUGCCGCAAAUGUCCUUAUCUGAUGCGAAGACAGACUUGCCACCCAAAUCCGAGUCAUUAGCGGCCACGAUUUCGUUCUCAGUUUUUGCGAUUGACAUGAGGAUGACCCGGCAGUCUGGUUCACAAGAACUGCCACCUGUCGCUCACGCUGAUGUCGGUUCAAGAGUGGACCCGAGAUGUCGUACAAAUUGAACUUUUGGUCAGAUGUGGUCAUGUAGCCCUACCUGAAGUAAAAAAGCCCAGCCACCUGUAAUAUGGGACGGGUGGUAACAGAGGUAUUUACAGGUGAGACCAGGGAACGCACAGGCGACGAGGUCAAGUAAUUGUAUGCAAAAGAAAAGCUAUUGGAAAUGUGCGGUUGUACUUUGAGUGGUUGAGAAAUAGUUGCCCAAACCCUUAAUCCUAACUUCCAACCCUAACCCUCACCCCUAUCUCUAAUCUCUAACCGCAAGCCCUAUCCCUAACCUCUAACCCCAACCCCAACAGUACUUCAUGCCAACUGCUAGGCGUCUUCAAGUAGACGACGGUCGGCAGGUAGAUCGGCAGAGUACACAUUCGCCUGCACCAAAGGGGGGGAAUCGCGUUCAUAUGUCCCUAGGCAGAAGAAAAGAUGCAUCAACGGGACGUAAUACACCUAGAAACCACAUCAUCACAUCCUCAAUCACCACCAUCUCCUCGCACAUCAGCCUCACCCACCACGAGCAUCCAAUUGACACCUCCUGCGUAAAUGGGAAGUGCGCGUCCCGACUCGGCCUCCUCGCAACUCACGUUGAAUGGGGGACUCGAACCUAAGACUAUCUCGGCGCGUUAAGCGCCGUGGCUGGAAGACUGCUGAGUGACGCCCCAACUCAGACCACGCAGUCCGUCCAGGUAUGUGGAGUGGCGGACUGGUGGGCUGAGAGCCGGGCUCAAGCAGCUCCUUCCACGGCACUCUCACGCAUGUGAGAGGUGCGCCGCUUAACCACCGUUGUGCGAAGUCCUGGUACUUGUGUUUGAGGGACCAGGUCAUGCAUGCGCGUUCGCAGGAAAGAGCACUGGAUGUUUCACCCGCCGCGCCCAUUCCCCCCACCUGUCAACUGACCGGCUCGGACAGUGACUACGGCAUGGGUAUGGGGAGGGAGAGUGAGGUCGACCACUCAGCACAUUUUCCACAGCAUAAAAAAUCUGACGUGCUUGAAGUUAUCACGGUGCGUUAAAGGCGGUGGUUUCGAAAGUUGCCAUCUGACGAGAAAACUUGGAACUCGCAGUCGGCCGAGUGUUGUUUGUUUGUGUGCAGUGGCCGACUGUUGGUCUGAGAGUCAGUGUGCAAUGACUCCUUCUUAAUGCGGUAUUUAUGACACUCGCACUUUGUGGGAUCCGAGCCAGGUGCGAUUGCACGUCUAGUGGCGGUUUCGGCGGUGAGAGAAACCCUUUUGUUAUUGAAUAAAAUUCUGUUUAUUUGCUGUGUGGUGCAGGGGGUGUGUAGUGGAAAGCCAAGGUGCGGGCUCGACCGUGCCAUCCAUCUUCUCCCUCCCCCGUCUCCGGUCAUCCUGACUCUGUCUUGACACUUGGUUCAGGCGGGGAGGGGGAGAGAAUGUGGUAGAUGUAGCAAAAGUCUACUCUCACCACAAAUCAUUCGCAAGUUACCGUCCCUGGUCUCAACCUGCUGUGGGGGCAUAUGGUGAACAUCGUGGGAUGCGACGGUCGAACUACAAUUUCAUGUUUUUGUCCCCCGAGUCUCAUAUUGCGGAGUCAUUGUGUUGCAGUAUGCAACGCUCAUCUGGAAUUCUAACCUCCAUUGAAGGCGCCCUGAAUGUGCGUGUGCAGACUGGCCUCAGGUCGUAACAGACAAGUGCACUCGGCGACACGGCACGACAUGAAGGACGGGGCUGUGUAGUUGGGACGCGUGGGCGGCCUGUCUGAUGAUCAUAGCCCUAAAUCAUGAGGAAAUUUUCCGCACUCACAUUUGCUGCGUCGGUACGCAUGUGUAAUCUCGAACUAGGAGUAAGUCUAAUGAAUAGUUUUGUUUACUGUGCAAAGUCGAAGGAUGAGAGUUUGUGUGCGUGUUUUCAGUGAUGGCACAGGCUCAGUGUCUAAGGCGUCCGGCACCUCUGAAGGAAUGCCAGACUUCUGCUAUUACGCAAUAUUCCGAUUCACAUUCCUUCAUUGUGUUUGCAGAAAUAAUUGCCCAUUUUUCUCCUGAGUAUUCCUGCUCAUCACUCCUUGGGGUUACAAACUGGGAUGGCUGUGGAACAAUGUUGAUUGCGGUCCUACUUCCCCACUCUCAUUUUCCCAUCUCCGGGUUUUUUCUUUCUAAUUUUAUCACUGUAAACAUCCUUUGAUGGGAGAUAUUUGUUUAGGCAGUGAUCAUAUAUGCAGCAGACAGUUCCGUUCACAAGCCAAAAUGGGUGCACUCCAUUGUCCUGCGAUAUCGCACAUUUCCGUAGAAAGUCUAUGUUGUUUAUAUUUCAGGGAUUUCAGGCAAUUCGCGAAAAUCGGAGCUUUUUAGUUUUGUUUCUACUUAAGAUGUCUUGAGAACCUACGUAGAGCUAAAAUGAGUAAGAAGCUAGUUCACCUUUCUGUCGGCUAGUUUUUGUUUCUGUUAAGGCGUGCAAUUUUAGCGCACGCAAUUGCCUACAUGGCACACACUUGACCUUCGUCCUCGGGAGUGUGUAGGCCUCAUUCUAACAGCAAGCUUCCGCCGACAACGAAGUCCACUGGCUAGCAGCUGAAUUUUUUACCGACCAUAUACGGGAAUUAGACGAGUGAGUAAGGCCGGUCCAAUAGAUCGACCAAACUGCUGUCAUGGGCAUUAUUUUCAGUACAAAAUUUUCUGUAAAAAGGUAAAUCCGCAUAGGGAAAACUCUUGUAAAACACCGUUCGACCCUUGAUAGCUGGGGUUUUAAUGAAGGGAAGAAAAUAAGUCGACGACUGUCCUGAAACACGGGGGUGAUUGAUAAAGGACACGUCUACCGGCGGUGUUCUAUUCCUUAGCGAAACCUCUCAACCAAGCUUUUCUAGAUGAAAUGUGGACGACUUUAUAUUUCAGAGAGAAUUAUCUGUGGGGGUCUCGUCAGUAGCACUGACCUGACAGAAAUGUACAAUUUUGUGGUAUCCCGUCAGUAAACAGCCAAACCGAUUAAAUGCAAAUUUUUGACUGCCUCCAGGGGCCUCUCUCUGUAAGAUUCUGCAAACUUUGGGUUCGAAUUAUGGGGGGCUUUAUUGUUUCAGCCUUCUAAGAGGCUUUCCUUGACUGAGACAUCCUUCGUUGUGUUUCCUCGUGGACUCCGAACUUGUCUCGGUGAAUCGUUGAAAUUUCACAUUUAGAACACAUGGGGCACGCUGACUGACCCACUGAUAAAUCGAACUCCUCGCAGUUGCACUAUGGAAAACACGUGUCUGGAUCCUCGAUCGGUAUUUUUGAUGCCGGUAUUAUGAAUCAGGAAACAUCUAGAUUGCAAAUAAGUUAGUUAUGUUCGCAGCAGGAAACAGUCACUGGCCACACACCAACUCCAGUUUCUGUCUCUGACUGAACGAGUCUGAGCACUUUUACGCUCUCAAGUAAAUUUUCAAAAAGUUUGGAUUUUAUGUGGUCUAUUUGCAGUUUCUUUCUCCAAUAGCCAGCUUUUAAGUUGAAUUGACGGUUAUAUUUUGAACUAUGGCCUCCUCGUUCCCCAUAUCGCCCAUCAGAAUCAAUCAAAACUUUAGGCCUCAGUGAAUUCGCCAAUCUAUGAACCCUACACCUCGUUUUAAAUUGAUGCUAGAUUCGAGAUAAACCACGGCCCUCUCGUGCAUAAUAUGGCUUUGUGAAAUCAAAUAUGCAAAGGAAACUGACUGAAACAGAUUUCCCCACUCUACAGCCCAGCAUGUUUCAGUAACGUCGAUUCUACAUGUGCUGCAAAUCGGCUUCAUCCCAGCUUGCUCCACAUAAAUCAGCAAAAGUCCGCGCGUGAAUUCAUAUCGUCAAAAUAAUUCACAGGGAUGGCGAACACGAAUUAUUAUCAGCGAGAUCCUCUUCCGGACGUUAAACUGCUGAAACGAAAGCUCAAAUUGAACAUCAUACGGCUCAUCUUGACAACUAUUUGAAAACAAGGACCGAUUCACGCUUACUAACUGCAUUCAUCCUGACCGACCCCAGUCUCAUUCGUAAAUCAAAUGCCUUAAAAACCAGUCACCAACUAAGGUAGCGCAAGUUUCAAGUAAUGCUAUAGCAGACCGGAAAUAAGCGGGAGCUACUAUGUGCAUAUCUGGCACACAUGAUCUAAGAGGCCUCACUCAAUCACGUCUCCGUCCCAUCCAUUAGACCUGCAUGAACACAGGAGAUUUCAAGAUUGUCUUAUUGGUCACAGAGAAGCAUCGUGUGUGAUCAGCACACGGUAUUGCCAAUAAAAUGCACAAAUUAGAAACCCAACGAUAGCAGGAGAUUACGCAGCUCGCUUUUGUCCAAGCAGCCGUCGUGAUUGACGUCGAAAUUUGCGAUGAAUUGCUCAAUGUCCGCCCUCGUGAUGCCAUCCAAAUUCAGGAUGUAAAGGAGCUCGUCUGCGGAGAUCCUGUCGUUUCCGUCAAUGUCCAGUUUCCGAAAGAAUUUGUCGACCUCCUGUGUGCUGUAAUGAAGGAAAAGUGGAGGCGUUUGCAGUUGGGAAGUGAAGGACUUACCUUGGCAUGCGGAAUCCUUCGACACGAAGAACGCUGAUAAUGCCUGACCGCCUUCUCAUGGUCCUUCUUUGUCACAGGCGCCUGCUUUUAUUGCUGGAAUAAGGAGGCCAUGACAGCGUGAUCAACCAGUCAGAUGUCUGCUGGCAUAGUUAGGGUGUUUGCGGAGGCGAGGUUGAGAGUGCGCCAAACACCCACAGAUGGUAGAAGGUAGGUUAAUUCUGCAAAUUGACAUGCUUCAGUUUUCUUUGAUGAGACCAUGAGGGGUGGGCAGAAAUGUGGGAAUUAUUUGGCUGCACAAAGGUACUAGUUCCCGUUUGUUUUUACAUAACCUGCGACCUGCUUCUUUGAAAUAUUCGAUCGUUUGCGUGUAGCCUAAGCUAGGUUAAUUCUGCAAAUUGACAUGCUUCAGUUAAUUCGAAGAAACCAUGAGGGGUGAGCAGAACUGUGCCUGUUGCCUGAUAGGAGAUUUGUAAGACUUCAAGUUUCAGGAUGUUCUCGUGUGUUACCCCGAAAACGAAAUGCUUAUCGUUAGGUCGGGAUAUAAAGUGAACGCAGAUUUGUCUAUGCAUUUUUUAGAUCAAAUACGUUUUGCGGGUUUGGAUGAGUUCCACUGGAUAAUGUGCAAAUUACGGCAUCGAGUUACGCGUUGAACAUUCAAAAGAAAAAUGCUUUUAAUUUAAAUGCUGGCUAAGACGGACACUGCUGCCUAAAUGCAGGUGAGUUCGUGUAACAGGGACGGUGCAGGCUAAACACACUACCUUCUUUCGGUUAAGCGUUCCGCGCCGUGUUAUCGCAUCGGUCUGAGAUUGAGUGUCAGCCCGUAGACAAAGGCAUCAGUAUACUUGCCCAACGAAGUAAACAACCUCAAUUAAUAGAAAAGGAAAUUUCCACGUGAAAUGUGACACCUCAUUGGUUCAGAGAAAAGGAGUAGACAGGACUAUUUCGAAGAUGGUAAUAUCUGCAACUGUUAAACUGUACACCUCGGCCCGGACGGACACAAAAACGCACCUACCUGUCUUUUACCAAAAGAUCUCCGAUUGUGCCAAUAGAUACUCGUAAUUAACAAAAUAUUCAUGAGGGUAAUGGUAGGGUGUAGGAGCCCACGUAGGCAUCAACUCCAGAAUAUACAUUAAAACCCAGUGUGACUGCAAACCCCACUUGUUAUCCACCUUCCACAUUGGUAGAUAUUUCCUUGCCUUCCUGACAAAUGUGAACCUGCCAGCGGCGCUUUAUUCAAAGUCCUUUGUCGAAAAUUGUUUUUUGUUUGCAUUUCAAUGAUCACGCUCACUUUCUUUGCCAAUUGACGGCGUAAGAUAAGACUUGCGGAGGAAACGUAUUCACUUUCCGUGUCUUCUUGCUUUCGAUCCUGCGUCUUAUCCCACCCGCAGAACCCCCUCUACCGCCAUUCAACUUAUGACGCGGUCCACAGGCUAUCGAAAAUUAUUCGGAUCCUACACCGACCGCUGCCCUCGUGAACUUAUUAAACCCAAGAAUGGACGACGGAGAACCUUAAUAGACAGACGAAAAUAUUUUGAAAGCGUCAAAGGGUAUGAGCGCACAUUGGGAUGAUGACACGUCUUUGAGUGACUGAUUCAUUCAGGCUGUCGAAGAUGUAGACGUUUGUAACGAAAAUUUCCUGAGGCCGUGGUUUUAAGUCAAGCAUGGUGUCCUGCUGGCAUUGUGACCUUCAAAGAGGGCGCCAAACGCCCACAGAUGGUUGAAUGUGGUUUGAUUCUGUAAAUGGACAUGCAUCAUUUUUUUCGAAGAAACCAUGAGGAGUGAGUAGAAAUGUGUAAAUUAUUUGGCUGCACAAAGCUAAUAGCCUCGGUUUGUUUUUACAAAACGUACGACCUCCUUUACGAAAUAUUCUUUCAUUUGCGUGUAACCUAAAAAUAGAGUUGAAGCCUGCAAGUUUCUCCGAUUGUCACGUGUGCCAUCCCGAAAGCCAAAUGUUUAUUGUUAUGUCUGGAUGGGAAUUCGGUGCCGUUGUUUCUAUGCAUUAUUUUUAAGUCAAGUCAUUUUUUGUGGGUUUGGGUGACUUUCACUGGAUAAUUUGCAAAGUACGGUAUUCAGUUUCGGAUAAUUCGUUCGAAUGAAAAAUAUUUAACGCUGAACUAUGCUGCCGAACGAGUGUCAAUCUGAAGACAGUUGUGUCAGUACACUUACUCACCAAAAUAGGCAGCGCCAGUUUAGAGGAAGACAAACGUCCGCAUGUAGGGCGGCACCUCGUUGGUUCAGGAAAUGCGAGUGGAGCCGACUACUUCGAUGGCGGCAACAUCUACAACUGUUAAACUGUGUGGACCAGUUUGAAACUAGUCGGUGGAUAGAUGGUCCCAUUAGCAAACUUAGUCGUCUUUUUGCCAAAACGCUUGAUAAUAUUCUAUAAAUUAUUUUCGAUUAACAGAAUAUUCAUGCGCGUAUCAGACGGAAGUAUGAACGACGGAGAACCUUCAUAGACACCUCGGCGUUUGUCCUGACAGACAGACAGACAGGAAUGUCCUGAUUGCGCCAAACAGUAGGGACGUAUACUACGAUCUUGGCUCGUUGUCUUUGAAUGACCGAUGUAUUCAGGCUUUGCCAUUCACAGCUGUCGCACUUGUAGACAUUUGUAAGGAAUUUUAGCCAAGGCCGUAGGUUUUGAGCCCAGAAUGAUGUCCUGGCGGCUUAUUGACCUUUCGAGUAGAUAGCGCGUAUUUUCGCUAUUUUUACAUUCAACCUCACCUGACAGGACACUCACACCUGUCAUUUUUAGAAGGGCCGCCCUCUACCUAGCUCAGCUGAUCGCGUAGGCGACGAGAAUGCCUGAGGCUGGUAGGGGGUGUUCACUGUCGAUACAAGCGCACUUACCUAUCUUCUUACCAAAAGAUCUCAGAAUAUGCCAAUGGGUACUCGUAAUUAACAAAAUACUCAAGUGCCAGUGCCUGUGCCUCGAAGCAGUUGCGAAGUCGGAGACUCGAUCCUUUGUACAUAGACAUUGGAGGCCAUCAUCAGGCGCCAUUGAUCGAGGUCGAGAUAGAUGUAGUCAUGACAAGAGACGUCAGGUAUAGUCGUGAAGAAGGAGACACGAUCGCUGGGACAAGAGCUUUAUUUGCCUGACGUUUCGGAUUCCUGCUCGAGCCCAGCAUCAGAGACAAUAGCAGAUACGUCAGGGCUGUUUGCCCCAUCUGGUGCGAUUUCGGACGAAAUAAGUUGUGCUGGAGAAACUCGGUGUUUAGUUCGCAGGCGGUUGUUGGUGCACGCAGAGGAACCGAUGGGGAACAAACCCAUCGUUCAUGUUACGGCUCAUUUAGCAAUCCCGAUGGAAUCAUCAUGUGGUAGUCAGACAUUCGGUUGACCCAUCACUUCAAAAGACAUCGCGGGGUUCAGGAAUGCCUGUAAAUUAAAUGCUAUGUUGGGCUUUGAUGGGCAAUCCUAACACAAGCUGAUUGACAGGCUUGGACAGCCGACUGGCGAGAGGAACAAGGACAGGAGGGCGAAGUCGAGACUUGAGAAUUCAUCUCCACGACAUAUCAGCGCAUUCCUCCCUAAAUUGAAUCUGUUAUGAGGCGCUACGUGUCGGGAUUUGGAAGGUUGACAGAUGACGGACUAAGUCGAUCGACUGAAAAAUGUUUUGAAGGACCUAAUUGACAGUUAUCCUUCUUAAUGUGGUCUUUAUGGCAGUCUCUUACAUUGUGGGUCCGGGCUGGCUCAAUGAAAUCGCAGUGAGUGCCCUGGGGAGCAAGCCGUGUUUGACAUGCGUCGACGUGCCGAUUAACAUUGUUGCCAGUGCUCCCGAGUCCACUUCCGACCGUCUUGACGUUAUCUUGCCUUCAAAAUCUAGUUUUGUGAGGAACGAGAGUGCGGUAGAUGCGGCGUAAGUCUGCCUCACCGUAAACUAAUUCAUGUGUAAGUCAUCGGUGCUGCGCCCGCUCACACAGUGGACGAUGUCGCUCGCGAUGGUUGUGCUGUCCUAUGAUCAAGGCCUUUGGUUUCACAGAUGGACUGCCGUGACAGCCAAAUUUGCGUACAAUGCUGACAUGCAGACGUUGGUAUAAAUCGAGAGUACAUGACGUCAAUCUUAAUCGUAUCGUUUCUACACCACCUAUUGAUGUUGUUACCAAAUUCUCGUUAUUUUCCGGUCUGACUUCCAAAAAUUGCAUGACGCAGCUUUGAGGACCACAAGGUAUGAAUUGUAGAGUACCCGUCAAUUGGGGGACGCGAUGCCGGGUAUAGUGGUGGCAAAUGAUCUGUCCUGUAUUUUAGGUUGACCUGAGGGGAGAAGAAUUGUGUGCUAGAUCAGUGGGCAUGGGUGUCCAAUCUACGGACCAUCGUAAGUCAGUUCGCCACUCGUAUUAUAUCUCAUUGAAGUAAUGGCACGGGAAAUGAACAUGAGCUGGAGAGGCCGUGUCCUGCUGAAACCUCACAUGGCCACCUUCCGAAGGUCUGUUCAACUCGGGAAUCGCUUGUUGUUGAACCACUCAGUAACAGGACUGCCCUGGAGCCCGCUUCCGACUGUCUUGACGUUAUCUUGUCUUCAAAAUCUGGUUUGGUGAGGAAGGAGAGUGCGAUAAAUGAGGCGUAAUUCUGCCUUCCUGUUAACUAGUUCCGGUGCAACUUAACGGUGCUGCUCCCGCUCUGAGGGGACAUCGUUGUUCGCGAUAUUGUGGCUCGCCUAGGAGCCACCUAUUCGGUCUCACAUUUGGACCAUCGGGACAGACGCUGCUGUCGUUACCAAAUUUCCGUUAUUUUCUGGUCUGACCCAAAGUAUUACAUGACGCAUCUCUGCGGUCUCUAAACUAUGGCAUUGAUAUUGUAGACUGCCCGUUUGUUUUUAUUGGUAGGAAUGAAAGAUUACGUUAUUUGGCCUCGUCUUUUAUAAGGAUUCAAGACACGGUGCCCAGUGUACUCGGCGAUCCUAUUAUAUUCUCGGAAAUGUAUCUAUACUGUAUUUUAGGUAGGCCCAAUCGAGGAAGAAUUGUGCGUAAGACUAAUGGGUAUAUUUAUUCAGUCUACGGACUAUCGUUGGUCAGUCCUCCAAAUGUUGAAUAUAUCUUUAAAAUAAUCGCAUGGCAAAUGGAUAACGGCAGAUUUUGCGCAAGACUGCUUUGCUAUGGACUAACUCACACGCAUGCCGACCUUACUGCGACAAUACGUUGGGCAGGACAUAGGCGUCGUAGCUUACGGACGGUCAAACUGUCGUCGUCGUAGUAGGUGGUGGUGGUUGGUUGGUUGGUUGGUUGGUUAGUUAGUUGGUUUAUUGCGUUCGCCUCUUCAUCUGUAAUGACUUUUUGGAUUUUAUCAUUCUGUUUUAACAGGCCAAUGUAAUACUACUGCAACGCAAGUCAGACUAACCUACUGACUGAAUGGGCUUUAAAUGGAGACGCUUGUCAAUUAUUACUAAUCAUUUUCCUUGCCUCUCAUUAAAAGUCGGCGGUAAUCUGUCUUCCAUCACAGUGGUUGUCAACAUUUGCGAUCAUAAAUUUCCUUCGUCCAAUACAAAGGAACUUUCCUUCAGGAUAAUAUUGGUUUUGGAAAAAAAUAUGGUUAUCGAAGAAACCCAGAUCAAGCACGGAUUUUACAUCCGUACGACCAAAACAACUUGGAAAAUCCAAGUCAAAUUCUUCUCGAAGUAUGCACUCCACGAUCCGUCUGCUUAGGUUUGUCAAGCCAGCUCGAAUAGAUAACCUAAGACGAUCGAUUGGAUACUUAAGUAGCAAGUCUGUUCUAGACCUUUCUGGAUUUGUCCUUCAACAGAAUCGCCACAUAGUCACCCCACGUUGGCACACAUUGUCAUUAUUUUUGUGCCAAUGUGUUAAGUAUCGCGUUGGGUUACUGUCUUGAGGCUAAAUGUGCCUGCACACGCUUGUUUCACAUGUACCCUGAGAAAUACAGCAGAGCACGUGGUCUGAUGAUCCAGGUAGCAGGUGGUGCUUCUAGGAGUGGUAGUUAUGUGGGGUUUGUCAAAUGAAACGGGCAGUAUUUUACGCAAAAAGUCAGGGUGCCAUCAGAAUCGCAGUUUUGCUGUUAGGCUCACGUUCUCUGCAAACAGGAUGACGCCGCCUAGUGCGUUUUCGGAUUAUGCUUAAUUUAGCACGGUUAGGGAUUCUGGUGAGACAACGCUGACAGCUUUAGGACUUGGCUUUUGACUUUAGGACCCGCGCAACUUUGUCAACCAGUGCAUACGAAAACGACACCAGAGACCAAAUGCAACCGGCACCAAAUUUUGGCGGGCUCUCCCGUACGUGAAGCCGUCAGUCGUCUUCUCACUCCACUUGCAGUUGGGGUUGCCCACAGGCAGGAAGCAACCAUUAGGCGCCAAGUCAUGAAGCCGAAAGAUCCGCUGCCACGGCAGGAAACGUCUGGAGUCGUUUACCGGAUCUGGCGCAAUUGCGGACAAAGCAACUAUGUCGGAGAAACGGGGAGAUUACUCCGUAUGCGAGUUGCCGAGCACGCAGCUGCAGUGCGGCGGGGAGACGCUAGCUCUCAGGUGGCGGCACAUUUGACGGGACCCGGCAAUAUUUUCAAAUUUCAAGAGGCCGAAAUCCCCACAAGGGAUGACAACCGCGUGAGCCGCGAGCUGCUCGAAUCAUGGUUCUCAGGCCCGCAAUCCAUCAACAAGCGCAAAGACCUCCCCGUACCAUAUUCCGUGCUAAGAUUUUCCCUGGGCAGGGGAAUGAGUCACUUGGGGAGGGCGCGGGCGAGCAAUUAUCCCAGUGACAGUGAGCCAAUUUGCCGGGAAAUCGUCACACCAGCAUCCAACACGGAUGACGAAAUCACGGCCAUUAACGACUCGGACUCGGACUAACAAGCCAGCACCGCAUCAAUUACGACCCCAGCGGUGAUUACGAGAUCUGUUAAUUACAACGCGCAUAUGGUCCCAGGGCAGCCACUUGCCAUAAAUACUGCACUCCCUGUGCCACCAUCACCUUUAUCUGCGACUGUCUCUGAUGAUGGAUUCGAGUGAGAACCCGAAACGUCAGGCCAAUAAAUUUCUUCUUCCAGUGAUUUCAUCUUAGUCUUCUGAACUGCUACCUGGAACUCGUCUUUUCGCUUCUAUCAACUUGUCUUCUUCUCUGCGGUAAUCCGGUCAAACUCUCUUUUAUGUUUAGCCAAUAUAUGCGAAAGUAGUUUUUGUAAAAACAGAGCAACCGCAGAGUCUUAGCCCAAAACGUAAGACUACCGUCAGAGAUAAGGUAGGGUGACUCUUUCAUGACUAAUUACUAGUGGAAAUUUCCAGGACUAUUCUGUGUUAUUCAAAUAAUGAUGUUUGAGACUUCCAGACGUUGACUUUACUCUAUCUGAAUUCCUUAAACAUCAAUUAUUAAUUAAUUUGAGCAACGGUUUACUGUCUCUAAACAAAAGCACUUUGGAAUACUGGGGUUAGUUUUCCCGCGGUCAGAACUAAAUAACCUUUUUCUCUAACGUAAAUUUCAUAAGGACAAAAAAUGAUGCUAACUGAGUGAAUCGUGGUUAAGUAAGUGUGUCACAUAUAGGCGUCUAAAAUAGGCUAAAAGUUAAACUCCACGUCCUUACUUACGAUUUACAUCAUGAUUUUUCGAGGCCGUCUAUCUAAUUCACCAAGGCUGAUCGAAUAACAAGUCAUUCAUAAUUCAGCAGGCAGUUUGCUCUUGACAUUUCCUCCACUUUUAUCUAAUAUAAAUAGUGCUGAAGAAAGAGACACAAAGCAACUACAUCGGAGAAACCGGAAGACAGCUCCGAAAGAGAUUGGCCGAACACGCUGCAGCGGUGCGAAGGAAUGGCGACAGCUCUCAAGUUGCGGCUCAUCCGACAAGACUCGACCACACAUUCAAACUCGACGAGGCCGGAAGCCUCGCUAGAGGUGACAACCGUGUGAGUCGCGAGUUGCUUGAAUCAUGGUUCACUGGCCCCCAGUCCAUUAACAAGUGCAAUGAACUUCCCCUUCCAUACUCUGUGCUGAGACUUCGCCUAGGCGGAGUAAUUAGCCACGCGGGGAGCGCACAUGUGAACACUUGUCCCAACACCAGGGUCGGUACGUCAGAUGAUCGAGCAGUCAUCACACGUGUCUCCCUCUUCAAGACAACUUCCUAGGACUCGUCUCCGCUUCUAUUAGAACUAGUGCUUCUACACACCAUACAGACAAGCUUAAACAUUGCGUCUGCGCGGGCGUAUACAGCAUCCGAUUCGUGUCUGGCUGUCGUUUUUUUCAGCGUAUACUCGAAGGGCCAUCCAAAUUUCUUAGCAUCUGUAAGGCAAUCUGAGGGUGAAAGCCAAGUCUUAACAACAGAUUUGCCGAAUUGAAUUUACUGUUGAUGAAAUAGGAGAAUGCGCAGGCGCCCCCGGAUUAACAACAAUUUGUUAACGUUUCACUUUCUUCUGAAGAACGUUUCUGUUGACUUUCAUGUAAUUCCUGGUACGUUUUGCCCAGCGUUGACUUGCCAAGUUUAGGAACGCCUAAACGGGAUCCGCAAUUCAGAGGAUGAUGUACCCGAGAUUUCUUCAUUUACUUAGUGUCUGGGUCUAACGCCAGUAUCAGAACGAAAAUCUUCUGACAUCUCAUCCUACCGUCGGUUCGUUUCAGUUCCCUGAAUAAGUGGAAUAUCGUGAACCUACACUGUGCAUUACUUACGUACACUGUUAAUUACGUACGUAAUUAACACUUAAUACUGACGAAACCACUCAGUAUUUGCUGCAAAAAAUAGCUAAAUGGGCUUCACGGAAUUGCAUGACUACUGGCCAACUUACUACUCAUUUGGAGUUGAGCCACCCGACUUUCGAAGUAAAUUUGUCCGGCACCCCCACUACCACCUACGAGCCGCCGCCUCUUCAUUGGUGACCUCCUGUCACUUGCUGUCCAUUCAGCCAUUAAGCUUAGUGAUGCAGUUGUCAUUGAGCAUUCUACCUCCGUGGUCCCCUAUGUCGCCUAGCUGGGACUCUGUCUCCUCGAGAUCUGCCACUAAGCUUACACAGAUUAAUAUCAAGAAAUAUGAAGUUCCCUGGCCUACACCGUUCCCUUCAUGUUAUUUCAGUCGGUACUAUCGCUCAUAUGUUGUCUCCGACUGCGGUCUCAUUUGUACUUAAAGUUCCAUGUUCCAAUGUGCUGUCCGAAAGUACUUAUAACUGACCAAAGGCACCUCUGAGCCUGGAUGUCUGUGCAUAUGCUUGUGGCUGGAAUUCAAAUCUGACUCAUCCACUCUCAGGGGAUCAGAUAGCAAGCAUGCGAGUACGUAGGUUAACCCGACGAUUAAGCACAAUACUGGGCGGCUUGGUGGCGAGCCUAACGAGAACAACCCGUCCGGCUUAAGCGAUUUUACUUGCGUCAAUUUUACUUCCAGCUUUGCCGAUAACCGCUUCGCUAUCGACACAGCAGGUGUCAACAUCCCAGAAACCUGUAGAUCUCAUCUCUGGUUCGCAUAAUGCAAGCAAAAUGGUAGAACGCAAGUAUCCAGAGGGAGGACGCGUUUACCUUCGCAGUGCUGAAUGACUCCCGCCAAACAUUGCACUGCUCCUGAUUUCUGCAAAAAAGUUAACUGUGCCAAUUCACAAGAUCCACCUUAUUCCAUCGAACCGUAGCCUAUAUGGUGGGUGGUUAACACCCUCGCAACAUCGCCUCCGCAAGCCAUCAUCAAUGUGUACAGACUGAAGUGACCUUGGUUGAUCACGCUGUCUAAAGUCUGCAUAUUCCGAAGAAGACGUUAUGCGAGGCAGGAUGGUAGUUUCGCCGCAUCAAAGUUCUCCUCGUCGUAGACUUUUUCAUGCCCAGGUAGGUUGUUCUCUUCUUAACUCCAGUGGUUCUGUUUUUUCUUGUUUGUAGCCCACAAGAGAUCAACAAAUUCUUUCGGUUACAGAGACAACAAGAUCUCCGCAUAUGAACCUAAGACCCUGGACAUAGGGGAUUUUAUUUAAUAUUUCGGCGUUAAUCACGACGGCUGCCCGGACAAAAAUGAACCGCAUGAUGCUCUGCUAUCACUGGGUUUCUAACUUUUUCACAUUACUGGCAACAUUAUAUGUUUCUCACACGCUAUGCUUCUUCAUGCACAAGAACGACCUUGAGAACUCAUGUGUCCGUGGUGUCCUCGCCAAUGGACGAUGAUAUAUCUGCGGAGGCUUAUUAGCCUAUUUGUGCCAAAUAUCAACACACUUAUUUUUAUUUUUUCGCAGUCUGCUAAAAUGAUACUCAAAGGCUGUGACACCUUGCUUGUUAACUUGAUCUCGGAGAAUUUUAUUUUCAGGAACGCACAUAAACCAGUCCUAUCAUAUAUAACGGAUAAAAUGGAGAAUUUUGAAAAAGGAGACGCGAUCGCUGGGACAAGAGCUUUAUUAGCCUGACGUUUCGAAUUACCACUCGAACCCAUCAUCAGAGACAAAAGCAGGUACGGGUAGUUCAUGCACAAGGGGCUGCAGUACUUAUAGGAUGCAGUCGUCAUGCUACCGCAUACCUAUUAACAUUCACGUCCCUCCCUUCAUCAGUGAUCGUUACACGUGGUGUGAUGGCUGUUUGAUGGCCGACGUUCGUGUCGUUAGUUGCUGCAAUUUCAUCAAGUGCGUUGGGUGUUGGUGUGAUGAUGGUUUAACUAUCUGACCCACCGACCCUGGAGUUGGGAAGUGUUCACUUGUGCGCUCCCCGAGUGGCUAAUUAUUGGCAAUGGAUAAUUUGCGAUUUGCCACUUCGCACUGACGCAGUUUUUUGAUAUUUACUGGAGGGAGAUAGCUAAAUGGCUGGUAAACGCUGCACCAUCACGGAUCCACCGAUUGCUUCUCGUUCCGAACUGAACAGCCCAGCUUGAUAUUUGUGAAUUCUUCUCUAUCCAACUUCCCUGACACAUUCGUUCAUGUCUAUCAGCUGUCACACCAUACGCGCACAUUUGUUUGGCUUACACUGACGACGUUAAGUCGUUGUGUGCUCAUUUAUUGAGAAAGGUGCAGGGGAUGUUGGACAUGAGAACUUUUUCGAAAAUGAAAGAUACCAAAUGAGUACAAGAAAGAAUACCUUUAUGCAUGUUUUGGCAAGACACCGUUGAAUUUAUAAUGGCGCCAAAAUCGAUAUAGAAAAUUCAUAGGCAGUAUGUUAUUACCGACAAGGACAAGGGAGACUGGAAUGGCCAUUUUUGGCUUAUUAGCCGUCGUCAGCCAGUCAUAUCCAACCCCGAAGUGUGGAACACCCGAGGCUCGAACUCGUGACCUGUUAGUUAGAAGUCCACUCCUCUAACCAUUGGGCCACGAGCCCGCUGCAUACUGCCUAUAUCAUGCGCCACUGUGCGGCUGCUGGUUGGGCCCGAGAGAGAGCCCGUAAGGCACAAGGGGACGAGUGAGUUCCGUAAGAACGAUCGGUGAGCGCCCCCUACCAUUAGAAAACGCAUACUAAUUAGGAAGCCAUUUUUGCUAAGUGAGGUUUUCAUAGACGGUUGAAAAGGAGUACAUUUAAACGCUUAAACCCUGACGUGCUUGUAAUAUCACGGUAUUAUGUCAUAAGAUGAUCAAUAUUACAACCACGGUUAACUAGCCCUUUCUAAUCAAAUGUGCACUUCUCAAUUUCGGCCAACAUUUCAUUAAAUCGGUCACUGGAAACCGCAGACAAAGCAUGCAUGAGAGUUUCCGCCUCCCUGAGGCUCAUUAUCACAGAUUGUCUCUCGCCCAAUCCAUAUUUUGGGGACUUACUUGUGCCUUCUUACGAUAAGGUUUUAGUAGAAAAUUCUUGUUCGUCCAUGGUCAGUUUUUGUUCCAGUGCAAAUGACGUACAAGCCAUGUCAAAAACCUCUUCAGACGACGUUCAUUGCCGUGUUAUUACUUCACAAAGACCGAGAGUUUCUCCUUAUCCCAAAGGGCAGGCUACAAAGUGUUUUGCGUGUUGAAAAACAACUUUCCAAAUUCUCAUCGACAGAUAGAGAUGUGCAAGCUGUUAUUCGAUAGGGCCACUUUAACAAUCUUUUUCCUGAUGAAGACGAAAUUUCGAGUUCCAGGUGUAUGCAUAGGUGAAGGGGGAGAGGGGUCGAGCACCGGAAAAUUUUGUUUAUUGUCCUGAGCUUUCAGACUCCUGCAGGAGUCCAGCGUCAGAGGUAGUAGCGGCAACAGAACAGACGACAGUUAUAGGAUAUAUAGGCCAAUCAUCGACCGACGGCGCGAGACUGGAGGUGACUACACAGGGCUCUGUACGCCGGCGACAGAUUGAUAAAUCCAUUGACCGAGUUCUCAUCCGAGGCCCAAGCUUCAAUCAAUUCUCGGCCUGUUUUUUUCCGGCGUGGGUGACUAUUUUGGUGGCUGCGAAGUUUAACUCGUGACCCAUUUCGUAGGUGUGGGCGCCACAGGGGAAAAUGCGUUGCCUCGUCGUACAGCCAGCUUAUGUUCGUGUAUGCGCGAUCCGAGCAUGCGUCCAGUCUGGCCUGUGUAGUUACAUGGAUGCGAUACACUACUCCAGAUUGCUCUUCAGGCUUUCACCGAUCUUUAAUUUUCAUGACCCUAUUGCGGAUGGUGGUUUUGGAGCGGUGUACAAUCCGAUACCUAGCUCCGCUUCAAUGCGCUCGGUCGCUUCUGAAACGUCCUUGUUGUAUGGCAGAGGAUGCCAUAUCGUAGGUGUUGUUGAUGCUCGAGUCCUCUGGGCGCGACCGCGUAGGAAGUGACUUAUGAAUGCUUUCGGAUAGCCAUCUUGCGCAAAUUGGUCGGUGAGAUAACGGGCCCCGUGUAUUCCUUUCUCCGGAUUCCUGCAAUUAGUUUGGAUCCGUUUGAAGAGCGUACUCACACAGCUUCGUUUGUUGACUACCAGAUGGUUGCUGUAAAAAAUGAGAAGCUGUGAGGUGUUCGUUGCCUUCCUUUAAAUCGUCGUUUCAAGUUCACUGUUAAGGUUCCGUCUGACAAGCACAUCCAGGAAGGGAAACUGUUGCACCUGUUCUUCUUCCCUCGUGAAUUUUACAUCAGGGAAGACUGCGUUAAGUAGGCUGUGGAAAUGUUGCAGCAUGUCCCCCUUUACGAUGACAAACGUGUCGUCUAAGUAACGGCGCCAAAAUACCGGCUCAUGUUGGAUGAAGGCCAUCUUUCCUGACUCCUCUCGGGUCAGUGCUUCUACUAAACCGGAGACCGGUGGGCCCAUUGUAGUUCCCUUGGAUUGUUCAUAAGUCUCUCCAGCAAAAGUGAAGAACGUUUGUUGGCAAAUUUCAAACAGCCUCAUGAGAUGUUCAAUUUUGAUCGUAUUCUGAGUCUCGUCGUACGCUUUUUCAAGUCUGUUUAUCGUAACUUAUAAGCAGGCCACAUGAUGAUUCUGUCAUCCCUCCUCAGUUCUCUCAUAGCUACUGACUCACCCUGUGAAAUACUCUGGGUUGGUCUGUGUGUCAUCAGCAAGAAGAUAACAUGUUGUCGGACAAAAUGUUUCUUGUCGUCGGCUGUUUCACUUCCCACGAGCAUAGCUUCCAGGGCGGCAAUGAGAUCGACAGGAUCAGAAUCUGCAGUAUUGAAACAAGUUUCAUGCUGAAGCACUCGUAGUUACUGCUCUGUUCGCUGCUUAGACGAGAGGUUGCGGACCAAGUUUGAACUUUCCGCGCCUUCUUGUUUUAGCUUAGUCUAUUUCCAUUUCAAAACUUCUUUCUUCUCGGCUUGCCUGCAGUGGGCCAGAGCGGAGAUCAUCUUCCCAAUAUCCGCGACGAUAGAAUCACCGAGAAUGUGGACAAACUGCCUUCUAUUCGCCUCGAUCUUAACCUUGUAUUUCUCCAAACACCGGGUACAGUCGUCGAUCACAACGCUCAUCAUCUGUUUAACAAACCGCCUCACAACGCCUCUUCCCAUAGCCGUGUUAACGGAAGCUUUAUAUCUCAAGCAUCGUGGGGUUAGUUCGUCUUUGAGAUAUCGGAGACAUCUUCACUUGCGCAUACACCUGGAACUCGAACUGUCGCCUUCAUUCGUGAAAAAUUCGGGUGCGAUGCGCUUCGGAGAGCUCAUAGCUGGGAGAUAUUCUCUGCACGAUAGGCAGUUGCGUUUUCUGCUCGACCCUUCUUCGUCUUCUUUUUCAUAAUUAUUUUCGAAUAUUUUUGAUUAUUCACCCUUUAUCUUACCCCUGCAUUGUGUCUAAUGAAAUAAGACCUGACAAGUGCUUUACUUGACUUACGUGCCGUUAAGCCCUGUUGAUUUCACGGUCACUAAUAACUGAAUAUGCUUCGCUACCCUUAAAAAUUCAGUAGCAUGCAUUGCACACUAUUUUACAUGAACUUCGCUGUCACCCAUGCCGUUUCGCGCGUGCCGUUACUGCUAGUCGCAGACGUCCACUCCGCAAAAAGCUACUCCUGCGUUCUCAUUAGUUUACCAAAUAGAAGUACGGCGAAUGCACUAUCUUUCCGUGAACCGACGGUGUAGCCCGUAGUGCAGUUUACCAGGGAAAGGUCAAUUCUUCGUGCUUGGUGCUCUUUAAGGGAAACUUCCGAGGGUAUGGAGGCAAAAUACAAGACUGGCCUUGAACGGUCUUGCCGAUAGAAGCGAAGAGGCAGGUUCCAGGAAACAGUUCCGAUAAUAACGAUGAUGGUGAUGAUGAAGAAGAAGAAGAAGAAGAAGAAGAAGAAGAUCGCUAGAUCAAAAAGUUUACUGCCCCGACGUUUCAGAUACUCACUCGAACCCAGCGAUCGAGGUAGCGGCGGAUGAGGGUAACGGACGCACAAGGGGCGCAGUAUUUAUAAGAUGCUAAAAUUGGCAACCGACCAUGGGCGGUGGAUGCGGUAUCUGCCAACUGUGAUAGGCAUUCGGCUGCAUGUCAACUGCAUUCUCCAAGUUCUGAGCCCGCUGUACAUCCAUAACCCUUAUCUGCGACUGUGUCUGAUGUUGGAUUCAUGUGAGAACCCGAAACGUCCGGCGAAGAGAAUGAAGCUUCCAGCGGCCACAUCCCUUUAUUUCUACACUCCUCGCGGACGUAAAUGUCGGAAGUUGCACCUAUACUCAUUAACGAAGACUCUUGCCACAGAUGAUGCAAUGCAGUUGACAUGCGCUGCAAAGUAAUUAAAGGUUUGCUCGUUCGUUUCCAUUGCGAUUUCAAACCCGUAGUCAUUCUCGAAAAAAAUGUCGAGCACGGUAGGCCUUAAGAGUCUCGGAGGUGCGUCGCAUGUUCAGUGGUCCUCCAUCUUAUCGGUGGCCGUUCCCACGGUAGGCGUCCACCGGACGUAGGGGCAUACUUGAGAUGGCAUGGGACGGAAGCGAGUACGCAGCACUGUUUCACCUCAUUUGUCGUGCGAAUGCCUCACAGGUGGUGUCCCCUCUCCGUGACGCUCGUCAUCAUCAUCAUCAUCAUCAUCAUCAUCAUCAUCAGACCUCACCAUAUGUGUUUAGUGCUCCAAACUUCCCAGUUCCAAAGAGAUGCUCCAGAGCCUAUCGCGAUUUGCUGCUCUGAAGCACUCGUCAGACCGGCGAGAGCGAUGUAGACGCUGGUCCUAAUUUCCCGGUAUUUUCACUGCAGUUGGCCAGCCACGAAGAUUAUGUCUGAAGUUCCACGGCGUCUUCGAAAUCCAUACCUCAUUUUCGAAAGACGCCUCUGCUUCAGAUGCGUGUUUAAGUAACUGAGUAAGACACAAGGCGAACAGUUUGCUUUCAGUUUUGAGAAGAAAGAUGCCAUUUGCAGUUAUAAUAUGACUGCCGGUUCCCCAUUGCACUUAUAAAUACGUAAAAACGUAGUGUCCUUAAAAACACCGAGAGCGUCAUCAUAUCCCUACCUGCUGGACAAAAGGUCUGAAAACGUGUACUAAUCAGCAAACCAUGGUCCUCGCAGCCUGGUAUGCGUUGGCACUUACCUGCGCUUGCACUUUCGCUGGGUAUACAGAUGGUGGGCAUGAUUGCCCAGUCAUAAUCCUCGUUCGUCUGACCCCUGUUGGAGUGUUACUUUUGUUGUUGUGGAAAAAUCCUGGUCAAGUGUCCCACCGAUGGUGUCUCCUUUUUCAUGACUGCUACCUGGGACUCGUCUCUUCGCUUCUAUUGGUCAAGUGUGUGUUGUGGAACAGGGGAUGUGGUGACAGGCCUAGGUGCGGCUCUGGCCGUGCCAGCCACCUGCGCCCUCCCCCGCCUCUGUUAUUCUCGACUCUGUCUUGACACCGGGUCUAGUUGGGGAGUGGGGGGAGAGAUAGUGUGGUAGAUGCUGCGCAAGUCUUUUACCACUAUAAACUAAUCAAUGCGCAAGUCACCGGGCCUGUUGCGCAUCAGCUUGUAACACAUGGUUGAUAUCGUCGAAAUCGACGGUCGAACUGACACCUGCUGAAACAGCAAAGCAAACAUUUCCAUGAGCUGUGGGCAGCUGGAAUAGCGUCGACUCCUGCCGCUUUUAGCUGACCAGCUGUUUCAAUCAUGGUGGGCAUGGUGGCUGUCCACUCGAGGAAGUUGGUUGAUGGUGUCCUCGCAUAUUGCCGUGAAAGUGCGCAAACCAAUGCUCCAAGAGCUGUGAUCUCUCCGUCAGGAGGGUUGUUUCAUCAGCAAUCGGCAGCGGCGCCCUGAUGGUCGCGAGGAAAUUCUUCAUCUCGCCACGGUCGCCAAAUCCCCGGGUCUUUUCAGUUUUGCGAGUCAGCCAGUCGUUCCUGCACUACCACCUGAAUGCGUACUCUAAAUUCAACCUAGCUUUUAAUGUUUUUUUAAGUUAACGGUUGAUUUUAUGAAACGUCAUAAAAGAGUUUAAAGACGUGAUCCGUAGGAAGCGAAGCCCAAACUGAAUGUCCCCAUCGUGCAUCUAGUUGGUUCGCAAGGCAUCUUAUGAUUUAUUAUCCGCCGCUGAGGACACAAUAACAUGGCACACACUCUAUCUUGUUAAAACGCCGCCCUAUGGAGAAUAGCACGACAAAGAGGUAGUUCUCUGAGAAACUGCUGCAAGUUUCAUGAUUCCGUUGGCCUCUGUCGUCGCAUGUUGAUCUCUAAGGGUCUGCAUAAGACCAUGUUAGACGUUGCAUCCAGCACGUCCGUGCUUCAAGAACCCCACCCUACCGAACAUUUUCCAUACCAAUUCGACGCUUUCAUGCACAGUCCUUCGACGUGCUCUUCUCAUUGCAUCAUACACUGACCCUAUUCAUUUAAAUUUGUUUUUUAUUGCUGGAGUCGUCGUACGUAUUGCGUAUACACUUAUGUCUUACGAGAAAAUGGACCAGUAAUAAUAGCCGAAACUCACAUAUGUGUUUCAAAAUUCUGACAGGAGCAAAGACCCGAGUUUCGAGAAACGCUUUAGAAGAAGAAGAAGAUGAUGAUGAUGAUGAUGAUGAUGAUGAUGAUGAUGAUGAUGAUGAUGAUGAUGAUGAUGAAGAAGAAGAAGAAGAAGAAGAAGAAGAAGAAAAAUCAAUCGCUGGAACAAGGAUUUUAUUCGCCUGA